Molecule: messenger RNA, 429 nt
Organism: Caenorhabditis auriculariae
Lineage: Eukaryota; Metazoa; Nematoda; Chromadorea; Rhabditida; Rhabditidae
Source: the annotation of a GenBank genome assembly
AUGGCCCACAUGUUUCCCGACGUUGUUGCGAAGACUGAAUGGGCGAAACCGGAAAAGUUGACUGCGAAAAUUGCCGGCGUUGCUCCAAGAUCCUUGAAAAGGGCUGUGAAGUCAGCUGGGAGCACUCCACAGCGACGUCGCCGAAACGUUAAAACUCGUCAAGAACAGUACGAGACAGCUCUGCAAAACUUCGACCUCGGCGAAAGAAAUUAUAUCACUGAACUGAUGACCAAGGCCUUCGACGAAGAAACCUACGUCAACAUCGAUUAUAUAGCUGAUAAACUUCGCGAAGAAAAGCCAGGGAUUUUUUUUUGGAAAACAACUCUUUUCAGAGUUUUACGUGCGAUGGGUUACUCCUAUAAAAAAAGGAAUUCAAUCCUCAAAUUUUUGAACGGCCCGAUCUUCGACACUGGCGAAGGAACUAUUUGA